AUGUAUCUUGCCGAGGGGAAUUUAUCGUUGACCAUUAUCUGGUACGUCGAAGUUUUCAGUGACCAGAAAAAACCAAUAUAUCCGCGACUGACUGUCUUAGUGUCUCCUUCGUCGCGCCGUGCGCCCCCCGCCCUCCCCUCUCGCGAGGAAGUUGCCGCGUUCGUCGCGGGGCUGUCGCCCUCCUCCUCCCUCUCCUCUCUUCCCUCCUCUCCGCGUGUGCCCGCGGGCCGGCCCGCCCCCGCGACCGCCUCCGCCGCCGCUGUCGCCGCCACCGCCACUGCCGCCGCCGCCGCCCCAGAUUGCUGUGUUUGAGUGGUGAACUAAGAUUAUCGGCGAUAUCCUCGAAGCGCAGAUAAGAAAUCCAAAGUUGGUCAAUUAUGAGAGCUCAAACGUUUUUUUUUGACCCACAUAAAGAAACAACAUGGCGAUGAAGACUCGGCAUAUAGAACCUCCGAACGCCAUAUCCUUCCCGUCCAAG
Molecule: messenger RNA, 478 nt
Organism: Aspergillus heteromorphus CBS 117.55
Lineage: Eukaryota; Fungi; Ascomycota; Eurotiomycetes; Eurotiales; Aspergillaceae
Exons: 2
Coding region: 1-312 (103 amino acids)
Source: RefSeq, a predicted model, not a curated record